AUUGAUUCCUCGGUCACAAAGCUACUCGUCGCGACGAAACAGCUCCUCGAGUCCCUCACGCGUUGGUCAAGAGGCGAAGUUGACGAGGGCAGGGUGAGCGAUAUCUACGUCCAGCUCGGCAAUGACUUCAACGCCGCUUGUGCUGCCUUCUCUCGUCAAGGCAUCAAUAUGACCGACCUGCUCUCUGUACCAGACGAUCUCAGAGUCUGUCUAGAGACCGCCCUGUCGGAAGAUGCCAGCCCGGCCACGCUGGAAGUCUAUCUGCCAAAGAUACGCGAGAUCAUCAUAGGCCUUCUGCAGGGUCUCAAAGGGAAACAGUCAGUCUAUAGAAGCCUGACAGACGAAGCGACGCGCAGGAGGACUGCUUCUGCUGGCUCUGCCCAAAGGCCCCCCAUCGACGUCAAUCGUGACGUGCCGCCUCCGCCGAGACAAGCGCAGGAAGCUACAAACGGCCUGCCGCCGAUACGUGAGGAUGGAUCACGCCCUCCUGCUGGUAUCGAGAGUGUCCUGCCACGCCGAGCAUCUGUCGUGCCGGAUGCUUUAGCCUCUGGCAGUCAGCUGAGCCAGCUCGCCAGUCCGCCUGCGCGACAGACAAGCUGGUCUAGUACGCCGACACGAGGACCCGACACGCCUCCCAGGCGGCAGACCAGUAUCAGCAGGGCUUCAGCUGGCAAUUCGCUCACGCAAAGAGUGCUUGCUUCCGAAUUGCCCACGCCGGAACGCCGAGCGAGCAGGUCAUCUUAUCAGAGUCCGCAGCUUCCACCCAUCGUCACGUCCAGUUUACCGCUUUCGCCUACCUCUGCACCUGUCUUUGACGUCCCGGCAUCAAAUUCGGAGAUGGAGAGGCCACCAAGGGCGCAAAGUCGGACACCGGAGACCUCUUGUUUUUCACCUGUCGACUCUGUCCGAUCGAAUUCUCCCCCAGGUGCAGCUCUACCACCACUACCGCCGCCAGAAACGGCAGCGCAGAAUGCAUCUCUUGAAGCUCUCAAGGGUAAUGCGCUCGGACGCAGAGCUUCCAAACGCUUUUCUGCCUAUACCAUGAACAGAAUGACGGGAUCUGCACAAUCUGCCACCUUGCCACCUUUGACCGGGCCGAACAGUCUCGCGACAUUGGUCAGCAGAUCGCCCAACGCUCCACUCGUGUCCGCUUCGCCCAGGAACAGUACGACAUCGCCGCGCGGUGAGCAGGUGCAGCCGGAGAGCAGCAGCCCCGUAGACGCGACAAGAGCGACGCAGGCCUCGCCUGCAGAGCCAGAGCCACCGGAUGAUAUCACUCAAGCGUCAGAGACGGUCGAGGUCUCGGCGCAGCCUAAGACCAUCUACCUGCAGCUGGGACGCGAUGUCAAGAAGGCUCAGCUAGAAAGCGCACCGACACUGGCAUCCUUGCGCGUGCUCUUCAUCGAUCGUUUCCAGUAUAACCCUGGCCUCGGCGAUUUCCCGUCUAUCUACCUCCGAGACCCUGAGAUCGGGGUCCAGUACGAGCUCGAAGAUCUGUCAGACAUCAAGGACAAGAGCGUUCUCAGUCUCAAUAUCGAGCCGCUCGAUCAGGUCAGGCAGCAAAUUGACUCUGGUCUUGCUUCGCUCGCGUCCGAGAUCAAGGAGCUCAAAGCCAGCCUGGCUAUUAGUACUGCACGCAAUCGCGCGUCUUCGAUAUUGCCGAUCCCUAAUGGCAUCGAAGGCACGCCCCCAAGCUCGCCCCGUGUAGGAGAUAGGCUUUCACAGGCGAUGGCGCAGAGGGUGUCGAGUCAGUCACGUAGCCGGCUAGCAGAAGAUGCCAGCAUCGACGCGACGCCGCGGCCAAAGACGAUGCCUGAGCUAUCGACGCCGUUGCUGACGGUAACGAGCGGAAACCCAGCGAGCAACAAGAAGAUCUCUUCUGCGCAACUCAGGACGCAGCUCGAUGAGAUACAGACAGUGCGGCGCGACGUGAGCGUACUUCGACAAGUCUAUGCUGACUUUGCAAACGAUAUGCGCACCUCUCUCGGCUCGUUGCGUGGACAAACAAGCCACUUCAAGCAACUCGCUACGACGCAGAUGAGUGGCACGCGCAAGCUUAUCGAUACCGGCAAGACCAAACUCGAAGAGCGCACGCAGACACUGCUACGCAAGGUGGACGAUUUGCAAGAUACCAUCGAAGAUCUCAGGAACGACGUGAUCACGCGAAAGAUCAAGCCGAGACCGCAGACGCUCAAAGAGGUCAGGGUGGCCAUACAAGAGACAAAGUCAGAACUGGGAGCCAUUGGAGACUACGUCACUUCUGUCAAACCGAUGUGGAAGAAGACGUGGGAGACCGAGCUGCAAAAUAUCGUCGAUGAGCAGCAGCUCCUCAACCACCAAGAAGAGCUGCUCCAAGAUCUCAAGGAGGAUCACGUCAAUCUCCUUGCCGUGUUCGAGCAGAUAGAGAAGUAUCUGUCUCUGCGCAAGACUACAGGUGGCUCUAGAACCCAGAGAGAUUUCCAGCCGCCUGCUCCGGAAUCGGGUCACGAAGGAUUGACAACGGUGAUGAGCGAAGUCAGGCAGAUUGCGCCCGAUCCGCUCAAGAGACUCAAGGCGAUCGAGCAAGCCGAGAAGGCAAGAGAGAAGGGCCUGUCGAACAAGCAGGACGAGCUUGCAAGUCAGCUCGGCGAGUUUGUGGAAGGCAAGAAGCUCAAGAAGACAGGCGGUACGGAAGAAGCUGAUCGCUUGCGUCAGGUAAGAGACGAAGCAACGCUCAAAGCCAUGUUGAAGACCUAG
This is a messenger RNA of Mixia osmundae IAM 14324, 2736 nucleotides long. RefSeq lists its product as uncharacterized. Gene Ontology annotation, molecular function: cytoskeletal regulatory protein binding. NCBI's taxonomy places the organism in Eukaryota, Fungi, Basidiomycota, Mixiomycetes, Mixiales, Mixiaceae. The record is from RefSeq and is a predicted model, not a curated record. The transcript is spliced from 3 exons. Gene Ontology annotation, biological process: establishment of cell polarity. Gene Ontology annotation, cellular component: cytoplasm; cell tip. The annotation marks the transcript as partial.